This is a messenger RNA of Geodia barretti, 783 nucleotides long. The record is from the annotation of a GenBank genome assembly. Lineage: Eukaryota; Metazoa; Porifera; Demospongiae; Tetractinellida; Geodiidae.
AAAUGGGCGGGGCCUACUCCAAUAAAUGAACACCUUGUGUUGACCGAGCUAGCCAUAGGAUGACGGUGCUGGGACUGUCGAUCUCGCUUUUGGCGGCCUUCCUUGUCCCAUUGGAGAGAGCGGAGGCAGUUGAGUGUGAUGACGUGAAGGUGAUGGUGCAGAACGCGUGUCGAGACGAACUUGGAAUCGGACAGUAUUACUGCCACCAGCCAACCAUCGACACUCGGACACAGAGCGAGGCUGGUUGUAGAUCGAACGGGAGAGUGGAUGUGCCGUGUUUUGCAGCCCCCAACGUCACCUGCGGCGGCGUAACGUUCAACGGGAUAGAGUGUAGCUUCACUGAAGAGCGAUCGUGCAGAUAUGUGAAGUUGUGUGGCGGUGUCCCGUGCUACAACUAUCGUGUUGCAGUCGCACUCUCUCUUUUCCUCGGAAUGCUUGGCAUCGACAGGUUCUACCUCGGCUACCCAGCCAUUGGUCUGGCCAAGCUGUGUACCCUAGGGUUCAUGUUCAUCGGUCAUCUGGUGGAUUUCCUACUCAUCCUGGUCCAGGCAGUGGGUCCGGCAGACCGCAGCAGUUACUUCAAUCCCUACUACGGUCCUGUCCACUACAGCAUCAACUCCACUGACCCCUUCCUACCUGCUUCUGAUCAGUGUGCAUAGCUAGCUAUAACCGAUAUACCUCUCUUGUUUGUCUCUCUGUCACUAGAUCUAAUUUGUCUUUUUAUCCUGCUCGUAACAAUUUUAAUCAGAGGCUAAGCUACAUACAUUUGCUGCCCAAACCCUG